Chelonoidis abingdonii (Abingdon island giant tortoise) is the source of this 6771-nucleotide messenger RNA. RefSeq names its product zinc finger and BTB domain containing 33 (gene ZBTB33). Gene Ontology annotation, biological process: regulation of transcription by RNA polymerase II. NCBI's taxonomy places the organism in Eukaryota, Metazoa, Chordata, Testudines, Testudinidae. Gene Ontology annotation, molecular function: DNA-binding transcription factor activity, RNA polymerase II-specific; protein binding; RNA polymerase II cis-regulatory region sequence-specific DNA binding. The record is from RefSeq and is a predicted model, not a curated record.
AGGAAUGGAGGGAAAAAAACUGAUUUCUGCAACAGACACUCAGUACUCUGGUAUGCUACUCCAGUCUUUGAAUGAACAACGUGACCAUGGACUUUUUUGUGACGUUACUGUUAUCGUGGAGGACCGGAAAUUUCGAGCCCACAGAAAUGUUCUUUCUGCUUCUAGCACAUAUUUUCACCAGCUUUUCUCAGUUGCUGGGCAAGUGGUGGAACUGAGCUUUAUAAGAGCAGAGGUUUUUGCAGAAAUACUCAACUAUAUAUAUAGCUCAAAAAUAAUCCGCGUUCGAUCAGACUUACUUGAUGAGUUGAUUAAAUCAGGGCAAUUACUAGGAGUUAAAUUUAUAGCAGAACUGGGUGUACCUCUGUCACAAGUAAAAAGCCUAUCUGGUGGCAUCCAGGAUGGUACUUCAGAAACUUUACCUUCUAGCUCAGAUCAAGAGAGUCUUGAAACACAAUUAUCCCCAACAAAACAUGUGAGUCAACAUGUAAUUGGUGGGAUGCCUGUUAUAACAGAAUCAUUUUCCUUACAUGGUGAAGAAUAUGAAACUACAAAAAUUACAGUGAGUGAUUCAGAUGAUGAUGAUGAUGUCAUCUUUUGCUCUGAAAUUGUGCCUGCAAAAGAGCGUUCUCCAGAGACCAGUGCAGUGGCACAGAGCCAGCCUUGCCCAAAUCCUGCUGUGGUUUCUGACCAAACGUCCUGUAGCACUGGUGGAUCUCCCCCUCUAACUAGUAUUGCAGCAACUCAAAAACUCACUUCCUCUGCCAACCAACCAAGUCCAAACCAAACACAAACUAGUGCUGAAUCACUUGACUCUUCAGCUCCAAAGCAUUUGACUCCCAACAUCAUUUUGCUAAAUCAGUCUCAACUUAAUUCAUCAUUAAGUGUCAGUUCCUCACAUCAACAACACGUGUCUCCUACAGUUAAUUUGCUUGGGGAGAACCAACAGCCAUCUAAUAAUGAGUCUUUAGCUGAAAUGGAAACAAAUGCUGUUGAUGAGGAGGAAGACGAGGAGGAGGAGGAGGAUGUGGAAGAUGAUGAUAUCAUUAGCUCAUCUAGUCCAGGUUCAGUCAGUAGCAGCUCUUUGGUUCAGCAAUCUUCUCCCCCCAAAGUAGCGGCAUUUGAAGGAUCAGGUGUACAGAAAAAACAGGUUGUUACUUUUCCACAGGAAACGUCUUCCAAACCUGGAGAGUUUAAAAUAAAAAUCUCAGAUGUUCUUACUGGAAGCAACAAGGAUUCUUCUGUGGGUGUAGCAUCAAAACAUGUGAUGGAAGGUCAAAAGAUCAUAACUUUAGAUACAGCUACUGAAAUAGAAGGCUUGUCAACAGGUUGUAAGGUUUAUGCAAAUAUUGGUGAAGAUACAUAUGACAUAGUAAUUCCUGUAAAAGAUGAUCCAGAUGAAGGAGAAGUCAAACUUGACGAGAUGCCUAGAACAUCUGGUGAUGAUCCUGCAAACAGAAAACGUAUGAAGCUAAAACAUGAUGAUCACUAUGAGCUCAUAGUGGAUGGAAGGGUCUACUACAUUUGUAUUGUAUGCAAGAGAUCCUAUGUAUGUCUGACAAGUUUGCGGAGACACUUUAAUGUUCAUUCCUGGGAGAAGAAGUAUCCAUGUCGAUACUGUGAGAAAGUUUUCCCUCUUGCAGAAUACCGUACAAAACAUGAAAUUCACCACACUGGUGAGCGAAGGUACCAAUGCUUGACAUGUGGGAAAUCUUUCAUCAAUUAUCAGGUUAUGGCUUCACAUAUAAGAUCAGUUCAUAGUCAAGACCCUUCUGGAGAUACCAAGCUUUAUCGUUUGCAUCCUUGCAGGUCUUUACAGAUCAGACAAUAUGCAUAUAUUACUGAUCGUUCAAGCAGUAUACCUGUAAUAAAUGAGGAUGGACUUGUUUAUCGUGUUGGUGCAGGAAAAGAUGAUGCUGAAGGAACAACUUCUAAUCCUCCAACUAAGCCCAUGACCUGGGAUGAUAUUUUCAUUCAGCAGGGAAGUGAAUCAAUUUUUAAACAAAAUCUAUCAGAAGGUAGUACUGAAUUUGAGUUUGUAAUACCAGAGUCUUACUGAAAUGCUUUAAGUGCUGAAAAAGCUUCAGUAUAGAAAAGGUGCAACUGUUUUAAAUGAACUGCUACAAAUAUUGUAAAACAAAUUGUUAAAUGAAACAAGUUUACUUGUUCUACCAAGUCAUCAAAGGGUAGUAUUUAGAUGGAUUAUUUGUAGCUGCAAUUCAUCUGAAAGUUUACUUGAAUACAGAAUAAGAUAUUUCCAAGGAGCUGUCAGUGUUUUUUCUAGUUCAUUAAUUUUCAUUAAAAAAAAAAAAAGGAAAAUUAUAGCUUGACAAGGUACAGUUUCCUUAAAUAAUCUGAAACAUUGUUUUUCUUUUAAAAUAAUUGGGGUAUUUCCUGUACCUUGAAACAUUUAUUACAUAAACUUUUUCUUUCAUGUUAGCACUUUAAUGCUGAAUUCUCUUUAGAUGUUAACCCCAAGAUCACCAGAAGAUGUUCAGCAUAGCCCCUUGGAUAUGGCAUAAUUUAAAAAAAUCCCACUGCUCAUACAUUAACUCUGAAUAGUGUAUUACUGAAAGGGUCCAAACUAACUGAUCAAUUCGUUUGGAGCAGUGUAUUUUUGAACCAGCAUCUUAGUUUUGUUUUUCUGGUCAAAAUGAACCAAUUCGUUGUGAAAAUGUUCAUACUGAUAAGAAAAAUUCAGUUUGGGUUAAACUGAACAAGAUUUAUUUAUAUGUGUCAAUAUGGUAAGCAGAGUAUUCAGUGGCUGGACCAUUAUAUUUUAUUCUUUUUUGCAAUGGGGAAAAAUAUCAAACUAUGAUAUUGAUGAAAAAGAACAUUGAAGAGAAAGAUCAAGUUCUGCAGCAUGUUUUUAAAAUCCUGAGGAAUAAUGUCAGAUCUUAUUAUUAUUAAAGAGUAUGCUGAUUUAGAAUGAGUUGCCGCUUUCCUGUUUUGUUCAUUAUGGCAAAAGGCUUUGAUCAGGUAUUUAAAACAUUUUUAUAAUACUUUUCCUAGCAGAAGACUGCAGAAUAUACUUCCUGAAACCAAGAAGUAAUGUAAAUGAUGCCUCAGCUCUGUAGCUGAGACUACUACAGAUUUUACAGGCCUGUUUAGCUAGAUUUUUAAUAAAGUACUGAAAACUUUUCCCAGUGGGAAGGGUUGCUUUCAGGAGGACUAAAUCAAUAAUCGUUUGUUUUUUUUUAAUGUGUUUAUAUAGGUUCCAUGGCAUAGGCAUAUCAAUAUUCAUUUUCAGUUUUAAUAAUAUCCCUCCUUUCCCAUGCAAUUGGUACAUAUUUAGGCACUUGGAAAAUAGUUUAGUAAAAGUUCAACUAGAACAAGAAAUGCUAGUUUACUUUCAGUACUAUCGGCACAGUGACAUAGUCUAGCAUUUCUGAUUUAGUAACUUGUUGAAUUUUUGUAAAUGGUAAGAUGAAAAUUAAACAGAGGUUUGUAGAUGACUGAAAAGAAUUGUUGUGCAUAGUGUUAGUUAUCAGUAACCUUUCAUUAAAUCUCUUACCUAAAUCACAGUUUAGGAUUUUUCUUCUCAUAUUCAUGUUUUAAGAAAAACAUUUAUUUGAUGUUCAGACCAACAUUCCUUCACUUUAUGACCUUCAAUCGUAAAUUUCCAGAAAGAUAAGUUCUAUUUCAAGGUAAAUGGUUUGAAUAUAAUUAAAGCUAUAAUUAACGGGUACCAGAAAUCAGUAUUUGUAAUAAUGGGAAGAGGAAGAGAGAAUUUGUUUAGCUAGUAGGUAUAGUAUGCAGCACUUCUGUUUUAUAGGCUAAGAAUACAAUAUGUAUAAAUGUUUUUAUAUUAUAAAUUUACCCUUUUAAAAUUAGGAACUAGGAUGUAAUUCAAAACUAUGUGCAUUGUCAGAAUCAUAAAAUAGGUUGAUUUUGUGUAGAUGUUUAUAAAAAUUGCUCUUUGGGCAUCAGGGGAAUAUUUUAAAAUGUGAUAGGUUGAAUGUUUGAGUUUCAUUGGUGGCAUUUCAGCAGUUACACACAAUCCAUUCAAAGAAAUAAAUAUUGAUUGCCUAUAAUAGCACAGGUUGUACUGACUUACUUAACUGUGUACUAGAAAAAAACUUCAUGGCCUCAUGUCAUGAAAAACAUUGAGGGUAUAUUCUAAAUUAACCUAGUAUGACGCAUCUGGAAUUAAGCUUAGUAAUAAAGGCUAUCAAUAUUUGCUGCUGCUAAGGUUUAAACCUUAAGUUAAACUGUGCCUACAAAGGUGUCUCUUUAGAAAAAAAAAACUGGAAAAUUAGUGGUUCAAAAGGUGUAGUUUUGCCAGAAGACUCAGGCCUGCAUGUGUGUCUCAGUUUUCUAUUUUCCUUGGAAGUGAGCUUCGAUAGCCAAAGUCCAGAGGUCAUGUAAAAUAAACUUUUUUUAAACUUCACUUCCAGUAUUUAUUGGAUUGGAAACAUAUUAGACCCCUUCUUUUAAACUCUUUAUGGGGCAAUAGUUUUUUUAUAUUUAGAUUUCUGGCUAUUGUACUUAGGGUGGGUUUUGUUUUUGUUUUUUUAAAAUCUUUAUCAUUACCUUCUGGUUUGACUUAAUCCAAAACAUUUAGUAAAUAUUAAGAAAUUGGUUCUGGAAAAAAAACUGGAUUUAUACUAAUUGAAUCUGAACAUGCAUUUAUAUAAAUAUUAUUACAACAUUCAGCAGAGAUCCCUUAGCAAACCUAAACAUCAUUUUACAAAUAUAAAAGUUAACUUUGAUCUGCUACAGAAUGUAAUAAUGAUGGCGAAGAGUCCUCACUGUGUGGCUCCUAUGGGAAUUCAUACCACAGCAUUCCAAUAUAUAAAUAAACAAAUACAGAGAUAACAAAAUUGAUAGGUUGCUUAUUUAUUUUGUACUGUUAAGGCAUGCAACUUAUACAAAGAUGCAAAAGCUGACAACUGUAUACAUUGAACAUUGGGUUCUACAGCUGUUACCUAUCAACUGUUCUGUGUGAAACAUUGUUCAUUUUUACCAAUACUGUAAUGUAUAUACUUGUACAGUCUUUUCCUUAACAUAGUUUUUAAAGUUGUGUUCUACUUUUCAUUAACCGAUAAUUGAUAUUAGUUCUUAGAGCUUUCUAUGGCAAAAAUAAAAAGUUUUAAUUCUAGAGAUGUGCAGAAUGUUUCUUUUCAAGGGCAAUCCACUUUUCUGAGACACUUUGUGUUUCUCAGCAACUGAUUUGUGGACCAGCGCCUGCCCCUGAGGUCUCCCUGACAAUUUAGGAAGACAGGAAACCAAUUCCUGGGAUCAAAAAGGUUGAGAAACACAGCUUUAGAUGAGUUAAUGUUGAUAAUUGUCUCAUGUAGGACUUUUUAAGGUAGCAGUGAAUUCUCAACAAAAUUUAUACAAUUUAGAAGUUUCUUUUAUUAAGCUGAAUUAGUUGAACAAUGGUGCAUAUUGUAAACUGCACAGUCUAAAAGCAUUUUGAGCCAGUAUGUGUUCUGCUUGACUUCUAAUUGGGUUGCACUGGUCUAGAAACUUCAGCUUCUUGUUGUCUUAUUCAGCUGAUGUAUUUCAGUUAACUCAUGGUGCAGCGACUUCAUAUUUAAUGAAGCUGCAAAUAAGUUAAUCUCUAAUUGGUUAUGGUUUGGAAUUUUUCCAUGUGCAGUUCUUGAGAUAAUUGAACCUUUGGUUGACAAAUUAUUAUUGAAAUGGGGUCUAAUUCUGCAACCCUUAAUAAGUAAUACUUUCUGGAGUAGACCCAAUAAACUCAAUGGGACUAUUUGCAUGAGUAAGUGCUAAGUACAAGUACUCCUGUUCUUUUUGUGGAUACAGACUAACACGGCUGCUACUCUGAAACUAAUCAGCAUAGUAAAACUGAUGUGGGGAAAGGAUUUGACAAGAAAAACAUAGCUACUCAGAAACUUGUCAAAAACUGUUUGGGGAGAGAAUAUCAGGAACAUUAGUAAAACAUCUCAUUCAUGUAGGGAUUGGACUUGUCCUGCUGGGGUCAACAGCAAAACUCCCACUGACAUGAGUGGUGCAGGAUCAAGCCCAGCAUAAUCUAUUUAAUUUAAUAUAAAAAUAAGUGAAUGGGAUACUGUACUUAUUACAUUAUUCACCUCUGUUUUAAAUCCUUCCAUUUUAAUGUUCUUCAGCAGAAUUUCUCUGUGUGAAAUCCUACAGAGGAUACAGAGCCUUGCACAUACUGGGUAGCACUUAUAAAUGUAACCCCCCUGAAAUCAAUGGAACUACUCAUGUGAAUAAGGAUUGCAGAACUGUAGUUACCACAACUAUAAAAUGCAUAGGAUACAUUUGUUCUUUCAACACAAUUUACAAAACCAGGGCUCAGUGACUUAACUGGGACUACCAAGGGUAGUAAGCACCAUGCCCAGUAAGGUUGGCAGUUCUGGGCCCUAAAAUAGGAAAUGCUGUUGCGGCUUUUUCUGUAGUUCCUAGUUACAUACAAGGAAUUUCAGUGUAAUGAUUGCAACACUAAUACUCAGAAAAGCUGCUAAAAUGUAAACUGCAACUUUGUAAAAAUUUUUAAAAAGUCACAGAGUUUUAUUUUACUUUUGUGAAGUAAUAAAAGAUACGUGUCAUAAUUUUUACAUUCGCAUAAGACAUUAUGGAUAGAGUGCAUAACAUUGCAUUUAUGUUCAACGUUUAUACUGUUGUUGAAGCAGAAGGAAAACAGCAAGUUGAACAGAAAAUCCCAAUAAUGCUUUUAAUGUUAAUGUUGAGCUGUCCUUUUAUAAUAAAUGUAAAGCAGCAAUGCAGCUUUUGCUUAAAUAUACCAGCAUAUAACAAUUAAUAAAAAGCUCAAAGGUUUGGAAAAAA